GGCGGGCCUAGCAGUGGCCUUUGGGACAGGGGCUCCCAACAUGUCCGCGCUGCUGGCGGCGCUGAGAGUGCGCGAGCGGGUGGCGACAACGACCGGCGACGGCCAGCGCGGGGCGGCCCGUGCCUGAGGCCGAGCUAGGCCCGCCUUCACCCGGUCCAGGCAUUGCAGGGCUGCCUGUGGCCUGGACGUCGGAGAACGUCGGUGCUCGUCUACCGACAGGCUCACAGGCCCUUCUUUAUUCAUCCCUAAUAUACAAGGAAGAGUCUUUAAAGUGAAUCUCUAUCAGAAGGACAAAGAUCUGGAAGAAAUUUGUACUACUACAUUCAAGGAAGUACCAAAAUAGAGCAGAUGUUGUGUCCUGUACUUUUAUCUCACCAUUUUGCAAGUCAUUCUGUUACGUGCUUCUUGGCAGCAGGAAUGUAAACUAAUUCUUUAAGCACUGAACUAGAAACUUGACGAGAUUGCAAUUACAGGUUCACUAUCGCAUAAACAUGGGUGCAUUUUUGGAUAAACCAAAAACUGAAAAGCAUAAUGCUCAUGGUUCAGGGAACGGCUUGCGUUACGGCCUCAGCAGUAUGCAGGGAUGGAGAGUGGAAAUGGAAGAUGCUCACACGGCUGUUGUAGGUAUUCCCCAUGGCUUAGAGGACUGGUCUUUUUUUGCUGUCUACGAUGGCCACGCAGGAUCUCGUGUUGCAAAUUAUUGCUCCACGCACUUGUUAGAACACAUCACUAACAAUGAAGACUUUAGGGCGACAGAAAAACCUGGCUCUGCUCUUGAACCUUCAGUGGAAAAUGUCAAGAGUGGAAUCAGAACUGGCUUUUUGAAAAUUGAUGAGUAUAUGCGCAAUUUCUCAGACCUCAGAAACGGAAUGGACAGAAGUGGCUCAACAGCAGUGGGAGUUAUGAUUUCACCUGAGCAUGUAUACUUUAUCAAUUGUGGUGAUUCACGUGCUGUUCUCUAUAGGAAUGGACAAGUCUGUUUUUCAACACAGGAUCACAAGCCUUGCAACCCAAGGGAGAAAGAGCGAAUCCAGAAUGCAGGAGGCAGUGUAAUGAUUCAGCGUGUUAAUGGUUCAUUGGCAGUUUCUCGAGCUCUGGGGGACUAUGACUACAAAUGUGUUGAUGGUAAAGGCCCUACAGAACAGCUUGUUUCUCCAGAGCCUGAGGUUUGUGAAAUUUUAAGGGCAGAAGAAGAUGAGUUUAUUAUCUUGGCUUGUGAUGGAAUCUGGGAUGUAAUGAGCAAUGAAGAGCUCUGUGAAUUUGUUAAGUCUAGACUUGAAGUAUCAGAUGACCUGGAAAAAGUAUGCAAUUGGGUAGUGGACACUUGUUUACAUAAGGGGAGUCGUGAUAAUAUGAGUAUUGUACUAGUUUGUUUUUCAAAUGCUCCUAAGGUCUCAGAUGAGGCAGUGAAAAAAGAUGCUGAGUUGGAUAAGUAUUUGGAAUCAAGGGUUGAAGAAAUAAUGGAGAAAUCGGGUGAAGAAGGAAUGCCUGAUCUUGCUCAUGUUAUUCGUAUUUUAACUGCGGAGAAUAUCCCUAAUUUACCACCAGGAGGUGGUUUAGCCGGCAAGCGUAAUAUUAUUGAAGCUGUGUAUAGUAGGCUGAAUCCACACAGAGAGAAUGAGGGGGACCCUGGCGAAGCCGAGGAAAGUGGAACGCAGGGAAAAUUGGUGGAAGCGCUCAGGCAAAUGAGAAUUAAUCAUAGGGGGAACUACCGCCACCUCCUGGAAGAGAUGCUGACUAGUUACAGGCUAGCUAAGAUACAGGGAGAAGAGUGCCCUGCUGAAUCAGCUGCAGCAUCUGCUUCAGAUACUCGUGCUGGACCCAGUUACCCUGUACCAGACACCCACACAGAAUCUGAGAAUCACCUUGCUGAAAUGCAGAGCUCAAACGAAGAUUCAGGGAUGAAUGAGAUGAGUGAUAAACAGACGUAAUGUUUUACACAGUGGAUUUAAUGCUUCGCUUCACUUGAUGUAUUUUCCUUUGUUUAUAUAUCAGCAUUUGUCACUUCUACCUUAGAAGUCUCUUUGGUUUUGCUUUAGUUAUUUGUACAGAUUGUUUAUACGAAGCUCUUUUUUUCCCUUAGACAUUCAACUACUAUAUUAAUUGCCUCUAUUGUAUAGCAAGCAAUUAAAUUAUCUUUCUAGAUCUUGUGUUUUUUAAAUCCUGUCACACCAACAAUUGGUAUCUGCCAUGCUGAUGGAAAAAAAUCUGAACUUUUAAAGUAUAUUCUUAAAUAAUAAUUUUGAUGGUAUAUGUUUGUUGAAUGUGAAGUAAUUUGCAUCUUAAUUGUCUCUGUUGUGCAAAUUAAGGGAAUAAUAGAUUCUUUUUUUUUCCUCCAUUACAUCAUAUGCUGCAUGUUUGUGUUUGAACUGUGUAUGGUUUAUAUUACAACUCAAUUACAAAAGCUAUUACUUAUUAGGUUGUUCCUUAUUCUUCAUGAAAUGUAUUUGACUUUCUUUCCAAUCCAGAUUGUAUCUCCUGUUCAUCAUAAAUACCAGUUUUCUAGAUGACUGUAUUAUUUCCCAAGUUGUAGGAUAACGUAUAUCCAGAAAUGAAAAUGUACUUAGAUUUAGUACCCAGUGUCAAGUUCUAAGAAUUUGUGUUCAAGUGAAAAUAAAGAAUAUGCUGUGAAUAAUAUGUGUAUGCAUAUUGACUCUUCUAAGCAAGUAAUAAACUUCUUUUGAAAUGCUAUCUUUCUGAUGUGACUUGCAACUUUUCAUAGCUUCUGAUAUUAACUUGUGAAUGCUCAUUAACCUCUACAAAUAUUUGAGUAAUUUUGGGCUUGGCGCAUUCAUCAUGAUCUUCUCCUUGGGCAAUAUUUCUCAGGUUCACGUUAAGCAUCAGUCAUAUAAAUGAAUAAACUGGCUCUUCUACCUAAUCUUACCAUCUACCAAGUCUUUUCCCUGUCUUUUGGUGUACAACACAUGUAUGUAUGUGCAUUUGGGUGUAUCAGUGAUUAAUACUGGGAAUUUACAGUGGUGGUAACUAAUCUGCUAAUUCUUGUGACAGUGGUUGGCUCAUAAUAGAGCACGCGCACAAAAAUAUUGUUCAGAGUAGGUGCAGAUCUCACUGCCUUAAUGAAAAAGAGCCAAAGGGAAUUUAUUGUGGACCAGGAAUACCUGAAGAGCUGAGUUCUUAGUAUUUUAUAGACGUUGUUUAUUAGUCCAUAAACGUAGACUCGAUUAAUAGGUACAAUUUAGUACAAUUUUAGAUGAUACUUGGUUUUAAGUAUGCCACAGUAGCUUUCCCGGGUUCGUAUUUUGGAAAAGUAAAUUGCUUCAUGAAGUUGAGGAGCAGAGAGUGUUUGUGUAGAGAGGUG
Dryobates pubescens (Downy woodpecker) is the source of this 3319-nucleotide messenger RNA. It is a transcript of the gene PPM1B, whose product is annotated as protein phosphatase, Mg2+/Mn2+ dependent 1B. Gene Ontology annotation, molecular function: manganese ion binding; protein serine/threonine phosphatase activity; magnesium ion binding. The record is from RefSeq and is a predicted model, not a curated record. The transcript is spliced from 8 exons. Bases 492 to 1931 code for a protein of 479 amino acids. Gene Ontology annotation, cellular component: cytosol; nucleus. NCBI's taxonomy places the organism in Eukaryota, Metazoa, Chordata, Aves, Piciformes, Picidae. Gene Ontology annotation, biological process: positive regulation of canonical NF-kappaB signal transduction; negative regulation of canonical NF-kappaB signal transduction; protein dephosphorylation.